CAAGGGAAAGAAAACAGGUUUUGAUCCUGCUAUUACAGUUUUUAGGAUAACUAAUCAAUUACCAUAAAUUGGAUAGGAUAUGUUGGCCUCUAAUCUAUGCAGUAUUUCGACAUGACAAGAACGUGAAAGGGUUCGGAACAAUUGUUAUUAUGUGCCCUAGCCUAUGGAUUAGUUAACAUAUUUUUACAAAUUCUACUUACAUGGAACUACAAUAAUUUCAAGCUCCAUUAGUUUGUGGCUUUCUUGAAUAAGUUAAGAGUCAAUUCUUGGGAAAAAUUGUAUUUGGUAUUAGUGUAUUCUGUAAUACUCUACCUUACUCAUAUAACUUUUUAUUGCAGGUGACCUUGUCAGGUUUACUGAAUUUUAUUGAUGGAUUAUGGUCAAGCUGUGGAGAUGAAAGAAUCAUAAUUUUCACAACAAAUCACAUAGAAAAACUCGACCCUGCAUUGUUACGACCUGGCAGAAUGGAUGUGCACAUUCACAUGGCAUAUUGCACACCUUGUGGCUUCAAACUUCUUGCUAACAAUUACUUGGGGAUUAAAGAUCAUAAAUUGUUCAAAGAAAUUGAGGAAUUGAUUGACACAGCCAAUGUGACACCAGCAGAAGUGGCAGAACAACUGUUGAAGGAAGAUGAAGCUGAAGAUUCCCUAAGAGGGUUGGUUAAUUUUAUUCACAAAAAGAUAAAAGAGAAGGAAGAGGCUGAGGCUGAGGCUGAGGCUAAGCCUGAGAAAGUAGAAAUACCACAAGUGGAAGUAGGGAUGACAAUGGAGGGGGGCGAGUUGGAUGCAGGGCAAACCCAUAUGAACCUUCAAAGACUACCCCGUCCCGCUCUGCCCCGCAUAGCAUAAUUUUUUGUUUUUGCCCCACCUUGCUCCUCCCCACAUAAACCCACCCCGCAUAAUGUAUAAUUUUUUUAAUUAAAUAAAUGUACCAGUUAUCAA
Messenger RNA from Solanum pennellii, 941 nucleotides. Its product is annotated as AAA-ATPase At3g50940-like. NCBI's taxonomy places the organism in Eukaryota, Viridiplantae, Streptophyta, Magnoliopsida, Solanales, Solanaceae. Bases 465 to 848 code for a protein of 127 amino acids. The transcript has a single exon. The record is from RefSeq and is a predicted model, not a curated record.